AUGCGAGCUUGUGUACUUGGUGGAGGUCCAUCAGGAAUAUUCGUCUCUGAGUAUUUGAACAAUCGUGGAAUUGCUGUUGAGUUAUUUGAAAAAAGUAAUACGUUAUUGGGAAACUACAAAUAUGCUAGAAACAAAAUUGAUCUUCUCAAGAAUUUGAAUGCAACUGUUCAUUUGAAUUCAGAUGAAAACGCCAUCGAUGAUUCAAAAUGUGAUAUUUAUGUUAUUGCAACUGGUGGAAAGCAGAAAGAAUUGGAUAUAGAAGGAAGUAAAUAUACUUUGAAAGCCAUGGAUGUCAUUAAGAAUUAUUAUAAUGAUGAUGCUAUUAAUGAUAAAAGAAUUAAGUCUUUGUUGAAUAAUAAUGAUUCAAAUGUGUGCAUUAUUGGGAUGGGAAAUGUGGCCUUAGAUUUGGCAUAUUAUCUAAAAGAUAAGGUCAGUUCAAUAACAAUUUUAAGCAGAGGUGAUCUUUCUAAAGCCACAUUUGAUAAUCAUGUAAUGAGAGAAAUUAUAAACUCAAAUAUUUUUGAAAUUAAUAUUAUUGGUAAUUUUGAAAAAGCUGGUGAUAGAAAAACACAAAAAAGAUGUGAAAUGCUAAGGAAUACAGACUCAAAGAUCAGAAAGCUGGUGGCUUUUUUACAAAGAAUGUUUUUUGGUGUAUCUAAUCCACAGUUAAAUUUAAUUUUUAAUACAUACCCACAAAGUAUUAAAAAAAAUGGAGAUCAAGUGGAAGUAUGUUAUUCUGUUAAUAAUGAAUUGAAGAAAUCUGUGUUUGAUGCUGCUAUCAGCAGCAUUGGUUUUAUACCCAACUUACCAAUCAUAAAAACUGCUAAGCCUAUGUACUAUACUGGUUGGUGUGUAAAUUCAAAGGGAAACAUUGGAGAUGCAAUGGUAAAUGCUAGAACCACAGUUGACAAUAUCAUAAAGGCCAAUAGUGUCAUUGUUUGA
Molecule: messenger RNA, 942 nt
Organism: Vittaforma corneae ATCC 50505
Lineage: Eukaryota; Fungi; Microsporidia; Nosematidae
Exons: 1
Coding region: 1-942 (313 amino acids)
Molecular function (GO): oxidoreductase activity
Source: RefSeq, a predicted model, not a curated record